Messenger RNA from Scomber japonicus (chub mackerel), 4799 nucleotides. It is a transcript of the gene ell, whose product is annotated as elongation factor RNA polymerase II. The transcript has 12 exons. Gene Ontology annotation, molecular function: cis-regulatory region sequence-specific DNA binding. Bases 6 to 1922 code for a protein of 638 amino acids. The record is from RefSeq and is a predicted model, not a curated record. Gene Ontology annotation, biological process: transcription elongation by RNA polymerase II; snRNA transcription by RNA polymerase II; positive regulation of transcription elongation by RNA polymerase II. Lineage: Eukaryota; Metazoa; Chordata; Actinopteri; Scombriformes; Scombridae. Gene Ontology annotation, cellular component: transcription elongation factor complex.
CAAAGAUGGCGGCGCUGAAGGAGGAGCAGUGCUACGGACUGUCCUGUGGAAGAGUGAGCAACGGCAGCAAUGUCUCAGUCUUUCACGUCAAACUCACUGACAGCGCGCUGAGAGCGUUUGAAGCCUACCAGAGCAGCAAGGUCCUGUCAUCACGACCAUUGAUCAGAUUUAAUGGAAACCAAGGGAAAAUUUCAAUACCACGGUCAGAAAAUUCCAAUGAACUGCAAACGUUUACCUUCUACCUGUCAAACGUGGGCAGAGAUAACCCCCAGGGCAGCUUUGACUGCAUCCAGCAGUACAUCACCAGUGAAGGGAGCAUUCAGCUGGAUUGUUUGGGUGGGAUCCAGGACAAGAUUACAGUAUGUGCCACAGACGACUCGUACCAGAAGGCCAGGGAAAGCAUGGCCCAGGUUGAGGAGGAGACUCGCAGUAGGAGUGCCAUCGUCAUCAAGCCUGGGGGGAGAUACGUAGGUAAGAAGGUUCAGAUCCGGAAACCGGCACCUGGCCUUUCAGACAUCGCCCCGUCACGGAGGACAUCUCGGCCUGUCAUCAUCUCCAGCAGCACGCUAAAGAAAAGUACGACUCAGCACAGGCCACUCCGCGAGCGUCUCUUACACCUGCUGGCCCUUAAGCCUUACAAGAAGCCUGAGCUGAUCCUGAGGUUGCAGAAAGAUGGCCUCUCACCAUUAGACAAGGACUCCCUGGACAGCCACCUGCAACAGGUGGCAAACCUGAAUGGGAGAGACAACACCUUCACAUUGAAGGACUUUUUGUAUAAGGAAAUUCAGAAAGACUGGCCUGGAUACACAGAAGGAGACCAGCAGCUUCUCAAGAGAAUCCUGUUUAGAAAGAACAGCUCUGCCCCUCCACCGGAGAGCCCACCCAAAGAGCCAGCCAGCAGUUCACCAUCUCAGAAACGACCGGCUGCUGACUUCAUCGACCCUCUCGCCAACAAAAAGCCCAGGAUAUCACACCUUGCCAGCAAGGCUGCAACAGCCCCAGUUAAUGGCAAGCUCAGCUCCUCCAAUGGAAGAGGAGAAGCAGGUGGAGCGCAGGCGGGAGUCGCAGUUUCUCUAUCAGACGGCGCUAUGACGUCCAGCUCCCAGCAGCUCCCUAUGCUGGAUAUCCCUCGUUCUUUCGAAGCGCUGUCGGACGUCAGCAACGACUCCAGCCACAAUGGGCGCGACUGUGACUCUCAGGAGACGGUGGUGUCUGAGAGGCUCAGUCAACCUCCCUCGCUGUUCUCGGGGCCAACGAUGCUCACUGCACCCAGCAUCGGCACGUCGUCCCCUGGACACACAGGUCUGGAUCUCUAUCGGGACAAGAGUCCUUCAUCCAACAUCAAGUCCAAGAAGAAGUCCAAAAAGCAUAAAGACAAAGAGAAGACCAAAGACAGGGAGAGGGCGAGAGAAAAGGAGCAGGAGAAGGAAAAGGAGAUAAAGAGUCGUGAGGAGCGUGUGCCUGAGCCUAACAGAGCCUGUGAGAUGAGCCCAGGAAACCUUAAAAGCAACAGUAUUCCACACAAAAGCACAGAUCUGAAUGGGAUGUGCAACAGUACCAGUAUUCCUUCGUCAUCACCUGAGGUGGCAAACUAUUUAUCGAAGUACACAGUGAUCAACUCUCCAGAGCAGCGUCAGAGAUAUAAAAACGAUUUCAACGCCGAGUACAGUGAGUACCGGGGUUUGCAUGCUCGGAUAGAGGGCAUCACCCGGCAGUUCACUGUGCUCGACAAUGAGCUCAAGCAGCUCCCCCAAGGCACGGACAAGUACAAGACAAUCCACAAUCAGAUACUUGAAGAGUAUCAUAAAAUUAAAAAGACUAAUCCAAACUAUAGCCAAGAGAAGAACCGCUGUGAAUAUCUACACAACAAACUGGCACAUAUAAAGAGACUUAUUGCCGAGUACGAUCAACAGCUUCUUUAAAAGUAGUUAGACAUGUUGUUUUCCCUGUUAUCUCUGGAAACCAAGCAGAUAAAGGAAAACUCUGGAUUCUGUUUGCGCUAAAAAUGUUCUCAUGAAAUAUGCCAUGAAGGGAGUAUUUCCCUCAUUCGGGCCAAAGGCUCUAGUGAGGACUAAGCAGGAUACAUUAUCUAUUUCUCUAUCUUUCCUUUUUGUUUUUUUGUUUUUGUUUUGUUUUGUUUUUUUGUUUUUGGAAGAUGGGGCUGUGCCAGGUUAGGCCAGGUCCGUCUGUGUUGGUUACAAAUGUAUCCAGAAAAAAAAAAAAAAGGUUCUGUGUGGCUUUGUUUUUCUCAGCCCACCCUGCUUAUAGUGCACAGAGGUGUGAAAGAGUCAAAACGUGGAAACCUCCGCUUUCUUAGGAGAUCCAAAUAAUCUUUCCUGCUUUUUGAAACUGGAGAGAAAGGGGACACUAAGAUGGAAACUGCAGAUUGUACGCCAAAUGCAGGUAAUUUGUUUUGAGUAAAGAAAAAUUAAGUGGAUGAUAUAUCAGUUUUCCCCCAUAUACUGAAACGAAUGGUUGUGAUGUUGAAUUUAUUUCUCUGUUUCUCUUUUUAUUUAUUUUUGACACUUAACUGGGGGGGGGAACGCGUCUGUUUUACACUCCUCAAUAUCAGUACUUAAAAGCUGUGUCUCUUGUUUUCUGUCCUCACAUCUUGAAUGUCAGCCAGUAUUUUAUUCAGAAGCUGCCUUGCCCAUCUAAUUGUCAAUCUGUUGGCGUUAAUUUUCUUUCUCUCUCUCUCUCUCUCUCUCUCUCUCUCUCUCUCUCCCUCUCUCUCACCCUCUCUCUCUCUCUCUCUCUCUCUCUCUCUCUCUCUCUCUCUUUAAAGAGAUGCCGAUGUUGCUAUUGAUUAAAUCAAACCAUGCUUCUAAAUGCACACGGUCAGACGCAGGUUUGUGCGCUUGGCUUUUUUCUUUUCUAAAUCACGUGCAGAUGUCUUAACAAAGGGGAUGCGUGUGAAAAAAAAGUCUCCAGUCACUGUAGAGCUGCAGAUUUUCUUGGAGCUCAGUCUCUUCACUCGGUCAGACGGUUACAGCAGUGGUCCUUUUUUUUAGUUAUGGUUUAUCAGUGGAGAUGUGAAGGAAAAACCAUAUUCAGCUCUUGAAACUAUUUAAUUGGUUGUUGUUCCAGUUUAGUUCAUGAUGGCUUUUGUAGCAAUAGAGCUAUUUCACCUUAUCUGAAGAGUUCAUUGCUCGUUUUACUCUUCAUCACGCUUUAGAAUAUCCUCUAAUUGUAAGAUGAUGCAGAUCUGCAGGCUUUUUUUUCUCUUCAGCUCAUCUUGAAUGUUUAAAAUUUGGGUUGAUCCACAGAUCUGAUAUCCCUUUAAGUUACCAUCAUUUGAACCUGCAGUUAUGUUAGAAGAAUCCUGUUUACAGUGUCGAUAUAAAGAUCAAUUUUUUUUUAGUUUUUGUCUGCUCAUCAACCCUCGUGGUAGUCCAUCGAGACGACUGUUAAGAUGAAGCCAUCCUCGAUCAUCUUCCAAGUGGAGCCCAAAGAGGGUCUCCACCUCUUAAAGUCCUCUCAGAGAAGGAAAUGCUCACCUGCGACCAGUUUUGCCUUUUUCAAACGUGAUGUCACGAGGAUCGACCCUUAAAAUGAUUUUCCCGGAUCAGUACUCCUCUCUGAGACGAAUCCACUCAACGUAUCCGGAGACGAAAUAGAAAUGCUGUAUCAGAUCUUCAACCUGAGGGCGUCGAGUCUCGUCAGCGAAUGCAUUUCUUAAUAUCGAUCUUUUUAUGUGAAUAUGAAAAAUCAGCACUUUUUUCUCCUGAUCUUGCUGUUACCUGGGGGUUUUGUCCAAAUGAAAACUUUUCACUUUGUCCAUCAGAGUGCAUGCUUUAUGAAUGUGUUACAAUGAACAGUCUUUGUAUCUCUUACUUGAACAAAAAAAACAAAAAAAACAAAAAAACUGCCCAAGGAUAUCAAAGCAAAGGCCUAGUCCGACUGAAUUAGUAUAUGAUCAAUUGGCUCUGACCAGCAUGAAUACCAAAGUGCUAACUAAGUGGGAUAAAACAAAGUGCUCUAUCAAUUGUUGGCAAAGGAACAUGUCACAGUAUUCUCUACUUCCUGUUAUCAUUUCUUUUGUCCUUUUAUAAUUUAUCUUUCCUCUGACACUUUUUCAGUCUUUUUCUUGGGACGCGUCAGAUGAGGUUCUUUUUUUUUUUUUUUCUUUUUUUUGUGCUUCAGAUAGGAUUUGUAUGACUGGGCUCAAGUGUGUCAGUGUAACGUCAGGGUUGCGAUUUAAUCACUCUUCCUAAUGCAAACACUACAUUCAAGCCAAUGCCCUGAGACUCAUCACAACAAUGCUGAACAGUGCUGGGUCUAGACUGAGACUAUACCUGGGACUUGAUCUCUGAGCAGCAGGUGAAGUUAGGGAAGCUACAGUUUGUGAAUGUUUUUGACACCAGAAUCAACAUUCAGCAUUGCCCGGUACUGCAAGCUUCAACAAGAAAGACUCUCUUCACCUUUUUAUUUUUUUCUUUAAACAUUCUGACAUGAUUACUGUAUUACACCUCUAUCAAAAUCCAUUCAUGAACGAGUAUCAGUUAAGACAUUUUGCUCUGAAAGAGAGCGUACUGUUUGAGAAUAACGAUAUGCCAGCACAGGAGUACCGAUGUAUGAGUUGAUUGUGCCAAAAUGACCUGUUGUAUAGGUUUUUUUUUCUUUUCUUUUCUCUGAGUAUAUACAUGCUGCUGUAUAAGCAAAGAGGGCUUUGGAGAAGAGUCAUGAAAUGUUGGCGCUAAAACCCAAAGCACGCUUUUUGAAAACCAUAAGGGACUGGGACUGAAAUUGAUCUUUAUUUCAAUAAAAUUCUUUAAAAUCCUUAUUUGUGAAAUUCUGAA